Messenger RNA from Misgurnus anguillicaudatus (oriental weatherfish), 687 nucleotides. The record is from RefSeq and is a predicted model, not a curated record. NCBI's taxonomy places the organism in Eukaryota, Metazoa, Chordata, Actinopteri, Cypriniformes, Cobitidae.
UUUCAACAGGAAAUCAUUUUAACAAUGGAACUGAUGUUUCAUAUGCUUUAUUUCUCAGGACUCUGUCUGGUCACCCUGAGCAUCCAGUAUCAAUAUGUUCUCAUCCAGCAGAUGAAGACCUGGAAUGAGGCCCAAGCUUACUGCAGACAGAAUUACAUAGACCUGGCCACUGUUCAGACUAAUGAAGACUGGAUUAACAUACAAGAUGCUGUUCAAGUGGCAAUGACUGGAGUAACUUGGAUUGGACUAUACAAUAACAUUAAUAGCUGGCGAUGGUCUUAUAAACAAGAAAACAUGACAGUACAGUAUUGGGCAGUGAGGGAGCCAAAUAACUACAAUACAAGAGAGGAAUGUGUUGUAAUUGACAACGGCACAUGGAUAGAUCACCCAUGCACACAUAGCCAUCCCUUUAUUUGUUCCAAUGCUCAGAGCUACUGCAGACAGCAUUACACAGAUCUGGCCACCAUUCGGAAUGAAACGGAGAAUGACGAGUUGGGAUUAAUGACAGAGAUUAUUCCCGCAUGGAUUGGUCUAUACCGGGAUUCAUGGAAGUGGUGGGGGGGUGAGAUGGGGUGGAGACGCGAGCGCAAGGUGGAGUUUCAAGUGGAGCGGGGAUUGGAUGAGAGCAGUCUGGCCGGACAGCUUACAUUGGUCAAGUUCUAUGCCGCUGUACACCCAAUAGCGUGA